Molecule: messenger RNA, 3432 nt
Organism: Thermochaetoides thermophila DSM 1495
Lineage: Eukaryota; Fungi; Ascomycota; Sordariomycetes; Sordariales; Chaetomiaceae
Product: lon protease-like protein
Exons: 2
Coding region: 1-3432 (1143 amino acids)
Biological process (GO): mitochondrion organization; chaperone-mediated protein complex assembly; protein quality control for misfolded or incompletely synthesized proteins
Cellular component (GO): mitochondrial matrix
Molecular function (GO): ATP-dependent peptidase activity; ATP hydrolysis activity; serine-type endopeptidase activity
Source: RefSeq, a predicted model, not a curated record
AUGCUCCCCCGACAACGCGUCCUCCGGUUACCUUCCUCGACCACCUCUCCGCUUCUGCGCAGCACAUCCUCGCGGGCCCUGGCCCUCCGUUCGUCUCUUCCCCUCUCAAUACGGCAAAGACCUCACUCUCGGCACAAUGGGGUCUCCCUCUCAAGCUCUCACGGCACUAGGCCCGCACCGUUGGCCAGCUUCUCCACAUAUCCCGCGCUAGGGAAGAAGAGCAGCAGCAAUAACAACAGUUUCUUCGAGCCGGCAGAGCCGCUGUCGGAGGAGGAGAAGAAGGCAAACAAGCAGCAUACUGAGGCCGAGGAGAAGGAGAAGGCUGUGACGACCAAGUCGAAGUCCUCUUCCUCGGAGGCUUCGAGUGGGAACAGCCAGGGCAAGCCGGAGCCCCCGGACAGUAGGGGAACUGCCGCUGGAGGAGCGGGCUCAUCGGGGUCGGGUGGUGAUGACGUCGGCUCUGGGGGCAGCAGCGGCGGCAGGCGAGGGCGCAGGGGCGAAAAGGCGCUCGUGAAGCCUGCCGUGCCGGAAAUUUAUCCUCAGGUGCUGGCUAUACCGAUUGCUAAGCGCCCGCUGUUCCCUGGAUUUUACAAGGCAAUUACUAUUAAGGACCCGAACGUCGCCGCUGCUAUUACGGAGAUGUUCCGUCGAGGCCAACCCUAUGUCGGUGCCUUCAUGCUCAAGGACGAGAACGCCGACGAUGAUGUGAUCCAUAGCCUGGAUGAUGUCUACGACGUUGGUGUCUUCGCCCAGGUUACCAGCGCAUUCCCCAUGAACUCGCAGAACGGCGAGGGCACCGGUAUUACUGCGAUCUUGUACCCGCACCGCAGGAUCAAGCUUACCUCGCUGAUCGCGCCGAAGAGCGAGGAGGAAAAGCAGAAAGAGAAGGAGGCUGCCGCGGAGACGGUGCCCGAGGUUAUUCCAUCCAAGGAGUCCGAGGAAAAGGGUGAUGUGGUCGCCAGCUUCGAGGAGAGCGCCGUUGAGACGCGCAAGCCUGAGCCUGUGCGCAAGGGUUACGAGGUGACUUCGUUCCUGAAAAAGUAUCCCGUCAGCAUUGCGAACGUCGAGAACCUCGUCGAGGAGCCGCACGACCCCAAGAGCCAGGUCAUCCGCGCCGUGACGAACGAGAUCGUCAAUGUCUUCAAGGAGGUCGCCAGCAUGAACAGCCUGUUCAGAGACCAGAUCUCGACCUUCUCCAUCAGCCAGUCCGCCGGCAACGUCAUGUCAGAGCCUGCUAAGUUGGCCGACUUCGCCGCCGCCGUCUCGGCCGGAGAGCCCCAAGAGCUACAGGAGGUCUUGGAAGCUCUGAACGUCGAGGACCGCAUGCACAAAGCGCUCCUGGUGCUCAAGAAGGAGCUAGCCAACGCCCAGCUGCAGGCCCGCAUCACCAAGGACGUCGAGCAAAAGAUCACCAAGCGCCAGCGCGAGUACUGGUUGAUGGAGCAGAUGAAGGGCAUCCGCCGCGAGCUGGGAAUCGAGUCGGACGGCAAGGACAAGCUGGUAGAGAAGUUCAAAGAAAAGGCAGAUAGUCUGGCCAUGCCCGAGGCUGUGAGGAAGGUCUUUGACGAAGAGCUAAACAAACUCGCUCAUCUCGAGCCGGCCGCGUCCGAGUUCAACGUCACGCGGAAUUACCUCGACUGGCUGACGCAGAUCCCGUGGGGCAUGCAGAGUGUGGAGAACUUUGACAUCAAGAAUGCGAUGAAGGUGCUCGAUGAAGAUCAUUACGGGCUGAAGGAUGUCAAGGACCGGAUUCUGGAGUUCAUUGCCGUCGGCAAGCUGCGCGGGUCUGUGGAGGGCAAGAUCCUUUGUUUCGUCGGUCCCCCGGGUGUCGGCAAGACUUCGAUCGGCAAGUCUAUCGCGCGCGCCCUCAACCGUCAAUAUUACCGCUUCAGCGUCGGCGGCCUUACCGACGUAGCCGAGAUUAAGGGCCACCGCCGCACCUACGUUGGUGCCCUCCCCGGCCGCGUCAUCCAGGCCCUCAAGAAGUGCCAGACCGAGAACCCGCUUAUCUUGAUUGACGAGAUCGACAAGCUCGGCCGCGGCUGGCAGGGCGAUCCGUCAUCUGCCCUGCUCGAGCUACUUGAUCCAGAACAGAACAGUUCGUUCUUGGAUCACUAUAUGGAUGUCCCCGUCGACUUGUCUAAAGUGCUUUUCGUCUGCACCGCCAACAUGACGGAUACCAUCCCGCGCCCGCUGCUCGAUCGCAUGGAGGUAAUCCGCCUGUCGGGGUACGUGUCGGACGAGAAGGUGGCCAUCGCGGAGCGGUAUCUGGCGCCGCAGGCGCAGGAGCUGGCUGGGUUAAAGGGUGUCGAUGUGCAGUUGACCAAGGACGCGAUUCAGGAGCUGAUCAAGUCUUACUGCCGUGAGGCAGGUGUGCGCAAUCUGAAGAAGCAUAUCGAGAAGAUUUAUCGGAAGAGCGCGCUGAAAAUUGUGCAGGAUUUGGGCGAGGAGGCGUUGCCUGAAGCGGAGGCACUGACCGAGGAGGGGAAGGAGGCUCAGGCUAAGGAAGAGACCGAGAAGCAGAAGCUUGUGGAGAAGGAGAAGGAGGAGAAGGACAGGAAGGCCAAAGACAAGAAGGACAAGUCUGCCAGCUCUGAGGCUACCACUGCUUCUGCCAAAGAAACGACCGCCAAGCCUCGCCAACCUCUCAAAGUUCCCGACACUGUCCACGUCACCAUCUCCAAAGACAACCUCAAAGACUACGUCGGCCCCCCUGUCUUCACCUCCGACCGCCUCUACGACGUCACGCCCCCCGGCGUGACCAUGGGCCUCGCCUGGACCCAGCUGGGCGGCGCAGCCAUGUAUGUCGAGGCCAUCCUGCAAGCUUCUCUCAAACCGGGCUCGCGCCCUUCCUUCGAAAUCACGGGCAACCUUAAGACCGUCAUGAAAGAGUCCUCGACCAUUGCCUACUCGUUUGCCAAGUCCUGGAUGGCGCGCCAGUUCCCUGAUAACCAUUUCCUUGAGCGGGCCAAGAUUCAUGUGCAUGUGCCGGAGGGUGCCGUGCAGAAAGAUGGUCCGUCGGCGGGUAUUACUAUGGCCACGUCGUUGCUUUCGCUGGCGCUGGAUACACCCGUUGAUCCGACAGUCGCGAUGACGGGUGAGCUGACGCUGACGGGCAAGGUGUUGAGGAUUGGCGGGUUGAGGGAGAAGACUGUUGCGGCGAGACGGGCAGGUUGUAAGAUGAUUGUGUUCCCGCAGGAUAAUAUGUCGGAUUGGCUGGAGUUGCCGGAGAACAUCAAGGAGGGCAUCGAGGGACGCCCGGUCAGCUGGUACUCGGAGGUGUUUGACAUCAUCUUCCCGAACCUGGACCGCGAAAAGGCAAAUAAGUGUGUGGCGUGCGAGCUGAAGAAGAAGCAGGAGGCGGAGGAGAAGGCCAAGAACGAGGCGAAGAAGAAGAAGGGGGAGAGCGAGGAGAAGGAGGAGAGUGACUGA